Ctenopharyngodon idella (grass carp) is the source of this 984-nucleotide messenger RNA. RefSeq names its product T cell leukemia translocation altered (gene tcta). NCBI's taxonomy places the organism in Eukaryota, Metazoa, Chordata, Actinopteri, Cypriniformes, Xenocyprididae. The transcript has 3 exons. The coding region runs from base 143 to 451 and encodes 102 amino acids. The record is from RefSeq and is a predicted model, not a curated record.
AUGACGACAUUUCUAUGCGAAGAAGGCAGCGGCUCUGCUUGGUUUACUUUAAAGAUGGAUGUUCAGUUACAUAUAUUUUCUGAAAGCACUAGCUAUCUGGUUUAAAAUCGGACUUUAGAAUGUAAGAUAGAAAAAAGACAGCAUGGAGGAAUCGUGGGAUUUUGAAUUUUUGUCUCGUAUGGUUGAUAAUCUGGUGUCCUUUCUGUCCGAAUUUGUGGACGAUUGGCUGGCCAACGACAUGCGAGUUGCAGUGUUUAAAAUUCUGUUCAGCUGGCUUGUCAUCAGUCUCGUUGCCAUCCACUUUGCAUGGAAAGUGUACGGGAACACGGUCAACGAUAUGUACUACAGACAGGGGACUGGAGGACAGAAUGGCGGGACUCCUGACACGGCGCCUAACCUGAGCGGAUGGGAAAGUGCAGCUGGUGAUGCCAAGAAAACCCACCGUGAGUGAUGGACUAAGAGCACCAAUACACAAGAUGGAGUAAAGCAACUGCAUGCCUUCAAGAACAUUAAAUACAUCAGAACUUGUGCCAUUAAAUCCUUUUUUCUUGUUAAGAUGUCUGUGAUGGACUGGUGCAAAACUCAAGGCCCAAACACAUGAAUAUGUGCUCGAACAUACACAACUGAAUGGUGCUGUGCACUGGAAAGGGAGCAUUAGAGGAUACUGUGAUAUAUAUAGCAGCUCUGGCUCUUUUAGAAUGUUUGUUUGGAUUUAAUUCUCAAAGCUAGUAGAUAGCAAGACUUGAGCGAUUCUCACACAGUAUCAUUUGACUAAAAACUGACAGGAAUACUAGACAAAAUGAAGGUCCCAAAUGUUCACAUAGUCAUUUGUUCUGUUAGUAGAAAUCAAAUAAUUGAUUUCAGUGAUGUAUGAAAAUAGACUCAACUGUACAGAAAUAAGACAUGCCUCUGCCAUGCUUUCAGGUGUCCAAAAGGUUACAUCUGUCUUUUGCAGUGCAAAUAAUAAAUACAAUUUGUACCUAA